Erigeron canadensis is the source of this 824-nucleotide messenger RNA. RefSeq names its product ribonuclease 3-like protein 3. Gene Ontology annotation, molecular function: RNA binding; ribonuclease III activity. The coding region runs from base 1 to 795 and encodes 264 amino acids. Gene Ontology annotation, biological process: siRNA processing. Gene Ontology annotation, cellular component: cytoplasm; nucleus. The record is from RefSeq and is a predicted model, not a curated record. NCBI's taxonomy places the organism in Eukaryota, Viridiplantae, Streptophyta, Magnoliopsida, Asterales, Asteraceae. The transcript is spliced from 3 exons.
AUGUCCGAGUUAGUCAACGAGCCAGGCUCACCAUUAUUUUUGGCAAGUCUUAUGGAUGUAGAGACGAUCAUAGGAUACAACUUCAAAAACAAAGACUUACUGAGAGAAGCUUUAACCCAUCAUUCCUACAAAGACGAUGUUUGUCAAUCUUACGAGCGACUUGAGUACCUUGGCGACUCGGUUUUAAACUUUAUGAUCACCAAAGAACAUUAUUUCUUGUACCCGAAAAUGAAGUCCGGUGACUUGACUCUAUUACGUGCAGCUAAUGUUGAUACCGAAGCUUUGGCCCGUGUUGCAUUUAAACAUGGUUUACAUAAAUUUCUUAGACACCAUGAUCCUUUACUAGACAGAAGGGUACAAGAAUUAUCGGAAGGAGUAGAAGAGUAUCCGCUGCAUUCUCAUGGUUUGAUCCAUUCACCAAAAAUACUUGCAGAUAUCGUCGAGUCUAUAAUUGGUGCAGUUUAUGUCGAUACCAGCUUAUCCAUGGACGAGACAUGGAAGGUGGCGAAGAAGUUGUUACAACCUUUGACAACGUUAGAAAACCUCAACUUGAACCCGGUGACAAAGUUGAACCAAGCGUGCCAGAAGAUGGGAAUAAAGCUCGAGUACAAAAAUUUGUGGGUCGAGAAAGGGGAUAUUGAAAUAUAUAUAGGUAACGAGUUAAUCGGGAAAGGAAACUACAAGCAAAAGAAAACAACUGCUAGAAACAAAGCAGCAGCAGAUGCAUAUGAAAAUCUUGCCAAACAGUGGGGCUUGAAAGAUGACCAUAUGGAUUUUGGUCAAUUAUUAACUUAGAUUGUAUAAUCUAUUUGUUUGUUAAAUGA